Messenger RNA from Sycon ciliatum, 6809 nucleotides. RefSeq lists its product as uncharacterized. The transcript has 7 exons. Bases 298 to 5661 code for a protein of 1787 amino acids. The record is from RefSeq and is a predicted model, not a curated record. Lineage: Eukaryota; Metazoa; Porifera; Calcarea; Leucosolenida; Sycettidae.
CCUCGUCAGCCGUCUCUCGCUGACUCGCGCUGUCACAGUGCUCAACUCCCUUUCCAGCAGUCGUGGUGGUCCUUGCUCUGGCUUGCGAGGUCAGGAAAAAACGCCGGCUUGUUUUUCAGUCAGUUCUCUCUCUUUCCCGCGUUCUUUUCGUCCAUGUUUUUCUCUCGACGCCUCUUCCAAGUUUCUUCCGUUUUCCUCUUGUCCACUUAUUUUAGUUGUUCUCGUGACGCUGUAGGCGACGAGACGUCCCUGCCCUUCUGGUAACGUCGGAGGGUUGUUUUCCAAUCACCCUCCUCGAUGGCAAGUCCGCAUUCACCACGCUCGCCCGGUCAUGGAGCUCCGAUACCAACAGCCUUGGAAAGCUCAGCGGCUGGCGAGAGCUCAGGUCUUGACGACUGGGAGAGUCCGUAUCACGUCAAUCUUACCGAGCGGCAUGCGGACCCCAGCGGGCAUACCAUGGACGAGCUAACGAGUGUUGAUGACUUUGCUAGCGGUGCGGAAGGUCUCGGAGGCCACCACAACGCGUCAGCCACCGGUACAGCACGGCAGCAGCCAUUCGAACAGCACAGAGAAUUGCUGCGCCAAGCGGACACCGAACGCGGCGGGGCGGCCAGCCUAUUUCGUCGAAGUCGAAACUCACAAGCGAACGAGGGCGGUUCCAGCGAUACAGCAAUGUCGCCGGAAGGCGGAGGUAGUGACCAGAGCGCACUGUCCGAAUCUUGGCUUGCCAACGACAGCCAACGGUCGCUCGCGGAAGAAGCCGCAGCAGUGGCAGUCCGCAGGCGAAACACCCACGCGUCACGCUAUGAUGCGUCGGACAGUGCAACCACCAAGUCCCGGAGUCGAUGGCAGCCCGAGAGAGGAGAGACAUCGUCGGCAACUCGCACAGCGACGGUCUCGGGUCAUGCCGCAGCGAACGGUAAUGACAGACAAGUAUCACCAGCAGCAGCUGUAGCAGCGGCGGUGGCUGUGGCACCAAUGUCGGAUCCACGCAUGCCUCUGCGACCGGGUGGGGUCACGGACGUUAUCCUAUCGGCACUGGCUGCAUGCCAGGCAGACGAUCAACCGACGUCCGUGCAGUCAGCGAUGAAUAACAAGCAACAGCAACAACAACAGCUACAUCCGGCGGCAGCUACGGAGAACGCCAGUCAGCCAUCAGGACAGAACCCACACUCAGUGCCAAGCGCUCGAGCAGCAUGGAACACGGGCGCCAGUAUGCCAGUAGCAUCGGCCGUUCUGCCUGCAGUGCAGACCAGCGAGAGCGGGCACGGGGGUGGGGGCACGACUUGGUUUGACGAUACCGAGUGCGGCAGCGAGUCUGCGCUGAGCGCCACCUGGUCCGGGCAGGGCGAGGGCAUAGCGUACCACUUCCUGACGUCGCAGCGCUCCCAGGAACGCUGGGCACAGCUGAACCUUAUCGGUGGCAGUGGUGGUGGUGGUGAUGGGGAUGGAAGAGGAACACACACAGACAAGCCCGCCAACGCAUCCAUGGUCGAAGUGGUGCAGCACUUCGAACAGGCGGACGCCGCCAAGACCACACGGCAGCAGAGAGUGCCCAGGCACUACGCCAAGACCUCCAGCACGCCGUGCGUCGGUAAAAAGAACAGGCGGCCGCCGAGCAGCUUGAAUCUCACCGCCAUCUCGCAGGUGUCCACGACGGACCGCUUCAUGGAAUCCACCGACUCACUGGCACCUGAUGCAUUGGGCUUUGUCGACAUACCCCAUCCCGCUCACAACCGCAAUGCUAUCACCAAGCACUAUCAACCGUCACACGUUGAAACACGCGCAGCACAGACAUCAACAGCUCAACCACGAACCACUGCCGACCAUGUACAGGCCCAUCACGGUGCUGAUGGCGACGUCGCUGGUGGAGCGGACGUCCCGCAGAGAGCCAUGACCAUCUACAACAACCUGAUGAACGAACAACGGCGAGGCGGCAGCAGUGUGCGUUCACCCGUGCCCAUCUGUGCCGUGGCGUCCGCCGGCAGACGCAUUGACACUGUUCCUGCGGCGGCGACGGUGGCUACUGGCCAUGUUGCUGCGAGUUUAGCCGUGCGGCAACACGGUGAGCAGGAGGCGGGCAGCGAAACGGACAACACCGCACCCAACGCCGACAGCGACAUGCCGAGUUCAACGUUCCCCGACGACCACAAAUCAUCUGCGCAGCCUGCGACCAUCGUCGUCACGGCGACGACCCCUGCCAAAGAGCGUUCCGCGCCGGAAAGCAUGGUGGACAUGGUGACGCCGGCACGAUACGGACGUACAAGUAACUUCCUACUCAGCGCGUUGAGGAGGAAGCGCUCACCUUCAAGCAUGGCACGAUCACGGCGCUCCAGUACCCAUGGUAUUGUAGUGAAGAGCAAUCCGGAAAGUAUACCGUUUGAGCUCUCGAAAGGCUGGAAAGAGGUGGGCAAGCAGCGCUAUGGUCUAGAGGACGAGAACGACAUCAUACAGCAGCUGGCCGAUGACGACCGGCGCACGUUCUACAUCAAGCCGGAUGCGCAGGAGGAGUGGCGUCGCGACGCGGUGGAGUGGCGCUUUGCGCGCCUGCACCUCGUCUGGCUGGUGUGCGCCUGCCUGCUGCUGACGUACGGCAUCGCGUGCCUGUGGCAUACGCUGCAAGUGCCGCGCUCUGUACGCAGUGCCGUACUGUGGUUGGUCGACGGAAGCGGCGCCUCCGCUGUUGUCGCCAAUCUGACGUGUACUCGGCCGUCCGACAGUCCGGUGCUUUCGUCGCUGACGAUCGGCCGACAUGACGCCACAUUGUCAGCCAUGAUGAUGCUGGAAUGCUUAUUCUUGCUGAUGAGUGGCAUGUGGCUGCUGCGACGGUUUCGACGCUAUUCCGCGCAGCUGCUGGAUAGCCGGAAGUUAUUCGUGUUAAUAGCGUGUGUGGUGAUGGUGCUAGCGGGGUUCAUUACCUGUGCCAUUGCAGUACACCACUUCUCCGUUGUCGACAACUUGAUUGAAGGUAACAAAGCACAAUGUCAUACCCUAGAGGACGGUGGCUGUCAGUGUGGUGGUGUGUAUCUACUCUGCGUCGGCUCGCCUGACAAUAGCGGUGGGGAGCCACAGCAACACCGGAACGUGUCCAGUCAAGGAGAGUCACUGCUGACCGCUCGUAUCGUCGAUCCCCUCAUGCAGUGUUAUGAGCAGCAAGAGCGUCUGAUGGAUUUUCUCCAGUUCAAGCUGCCCCUGGCCGGCUUUGGUGUGAUCCUGCAGGCAGGCGCCGUGUUGUUUACCAUGGCAGCGCUGGUAUUCAGUAUCCGUGAGCACUGGUGCCUAUCAAGCCAGCGACGGCUCACCUUCGAUGACAACUGGGAGCAUGAGACGGAAGAGGGACGGCACUUACCCAUAGAAAAGCUGUGCGAGCGACGCCAAUCACGCAUCAGUGCAGGCAAGACACGCGCGAAGUUCAUCGCCAGAACGCUGGAGAAAAUCGAGACGACAACAGCAGCUGUCACAGCCACAGGCGCGGCAACCGACGGUGGCAGACAUAACGGAUCAUCGACGCUCGUCAACACGAUCGUCAACGUGGCCAUAUUCCGAGGAGAAGAUAGCGAUGAGGAUCAUGUUCCGCCAUCGCAAACGGACAGCAUGGCAAAUCUGUAUGGCGUACAGGCCAGCUGUGCACGCAGUCGUAUCUUCGGCAUGGGUAUGUCCUUGACGGCACUUGCCGCAGCCGUGAAAAAAGAGGACCUAUCCGCGUCGUCUGCAACUGGUGAUGGCGAGAGGCGCGAGGAUGCUGGCUCGGAGGUACAGGAAAGUCUGGCCGAUGAGUCCGAUCCGGCCGGUCUACGAAUUCCUGCGAGCACUGCAAAUCGAGCCAGCACCGAGAGCACUGCUGUUGUGACACACAGUGAAGCAGUGGGACCUGUCUCUACCAGCCAUGAUCUUGGUCCUCAAUCAAGCACCUCGUCUCGCGCACGCACAGCGGGAUAUUGUGACGAUAAGCGUGUCACGGAUUCCCUAGAGGAGGCGGGGAGAACUGGCGAGGAUGGCACAGCAAACACAUCCGCACACUGUAACCGGAACAGUUUGAAUACGCAUGCUUCUAGAAGUACCUGCGGCGACUCUGCUGCUGACGACUCGGGUGACGCUGAGAAGGAUGAGAGCCAUAGCAACUCCGACUCCACCCUGCAGCAGAACAAUAGCGGGAAUCCAGCGAGUGUCGUGAAAACGCCGCCAGCAUCACCCACACAAAGCGAUACACUGCAUGCAAGUGCACAGCACGGCAGCGGCAGUUCGCCCGUGGCCCGACCAGCGGCAUCAAGGCAAGUCGGUAACCAUGGCGACGGGCGCGUUCUCGGCGACAUGGCGUGCGCAAGGACAGUAGCCGACGAUUGCCAUGACAACCAACAGACGAUCACGGGCAUUGACGGAAUAUUCUCUUCGGCCCUCACACAACACACCGCGGACAAACACGAGCAGGCACAUCGUCAGGGCGAGGUUGUCGCGCGCUCUCUGCCCUACCGGAAGUGGCCUGCGCGGCGCUACAUCCCUGGCUCGUCCGAGGACCUGCUUCCCGAGUGUGCCACCAGCAGUGAUGCCGGUGCUGCUGCUACCACCAAUGCAGUGUAUGUACUACCAGCAACAUGCCAUAGUGUGGCUGCUACCAGUGCUGCUGCUGCGUAUGCUGAUGGUGAGCUGCUGGCCGGCAAUCCAAUGCUAGGUCCCGCAGCCGCUGCGGUCGGCCUUCACCAUUCCAUGCGCAGGCAAGGAUCGUUGCCACGGCGCAGGUCGGGCGAACAGCACCUUCAGCGCCGAGGCAGCAGUAGAAGCGCCGUCGUCGCCGCCGCUGGAGGACGUGUCAGCCUGCAUGCUCUGAUGCCACCGCCGCCGCUGUCCGCGUCCUCCGCCGCGUACGGACGGGGAUUCCCCUCGGACGGUCGUCGGGCCAGUGACUCGGGUCUGAGCCUUGCCACCACCGCCGAUGCAGACGCAGAGCGCAGCCUUCUGUCGCAGUCGUACGGCACCACCGACCUAUUUGGCUCGGACAUGACAAUCACGCAGGAAAACGUCAACACCCUAUCGUGUUCCGCAACGUCGGCCGCACGACAACAUGCCAGUCAGUCUGAUGAGUCGCCGCAAUCGAGAAGCUCACCGCUCACGGUGCCGCCUGAGAGUUCGGACACCCCCGACACGGCCUCUGCGCUGUCGUCGAGCGGCGACUACGACCACACGCAUGGCAACGACACUGUCACCAAUGGCAACGACACCGUCACCAAUGGCAACAGCAAUCUGAACGUGGAGCUGCAUGAGGAUAACCCUCGUCCGGCUAGCACCACUCCACCGUCGAGUAACAACAGCAGCGGGAGUAGCUCGUCGCCACACGAGCAGGGCGAGAUGAGCUCGGUGGACUUCUGCGAGAGCAUUCCACCACCUCGCCAGGACACCGACCAUCUAGUGUACAGCCGCAGCAUCGGUGGCAGCAGCACCCUCCACCAAUCACCAGCCAGUGCCACGUCUUCGCACGGCCGCAGUAUCGGCACCAGUAACCGUCUUGCCAUGGCUACCGCUCCCGUGGUUGCUGGAGUCGGCGAUGGCGGCAAUGGGGGUGGUGUUGCCCUUGUCCUUGGCUCUCGGCUCCGGGAGCCUUCCCAAACGUCGUCGUCAAGCGGCGCUGUAAUCUUCAGCAACUACACGGCCGAAACGCGCGUAUGAGUCGUCCACCGACAUAACGAUAGCAAUCACGUUGGAGUGUGUAUUUCUGUAAAUGGACGUAAUCGGAACCAUCAAGCUUUCACAUGCACGCGCACUCUCUAACUUCAGUGCUGUGAGGUUACGUGAGGUUAUGCGGUUAUGCACUGUAGCUGAUCAAUGCAGUCACCACGAAACUGUGUACUGCUGGUUGAGCGGAUGAACUCCUGGUUAGUAGCUUUCAAGUGCAGUGCCUUCUCCAACAUUCCCCCAAUGCCAAUGGUGUGUCUAGGGGAGGUGUAGGGCAGGAAUUUCCGGAGCAGAACGGUCAUGAAGCGCGGUGGUGCAUUUCUUCGGUACCUUGCCGGCACCUAGGGCUUGACAAGUUGAAGAAAAUCUUCUCCUUGCCACCGCAGGGGAAGUUCUGUUUUUAGGGGCAGGAAUUUCAAGAUAUGCUAGCACCCCAUGCGUGUGCGCGUGUGUGUGCCUUUGCGUGUGUGUUUCGACCGUUUUUGUUGCGCAUUCUCCGGUUCCGGCAACACGCUGCAUUUGGUGUCACGCUGCCUGGCUGGCUGGCUGAUGUAACUCUUGCAUUGUUCUCUGGCUUUUGCUAUUUUCUUUGUCGGAUAAUUCUUUGUGGGCUAACUGCACCACAGCUUCUAUGUAAGCCGCUGCUAGGUGCUGUUCACAGCUCUGAGCUAGAAUGGAAUGACUCCACUCUCCACUUUGCACUGGGGAGACUUUUCUCCUAUGCAGUGAACAUAAGUGUUUGCUGUUGGUACCCUGAGCUGAGCUGUACUGCUGUCGGUAAGGUUCCAUGGUAUUCUCAGUUUUUUUUUAUCUCCUUCGUAGUUCCCCAAAUUUGUGAGCGUUCGGCAUCCUGUUUCUCUUGCGCUAUGUUUACUCAUUUUUACUUGUAGUGAGCAUUUUUUGGUUGCAUUUUCGUAAUUUCGACUGGAUGGGGACUUGUAAUUGCUGUGCCUUCAUGGAUUAGCUACUUUUGGCGUUAAUUUUCGUUUUAACCUUCUUGUAGAUCAUCAGGUUUCUGAACUAGUACUUCAAGUAAUUUUUGUUCCUUUUGCCUUCUUUUGUAGCAAUAAUGGUGCGUACUGCUAACUACCAAACACUUACUUCCUUUUUUCUAGGUUUGUGAGCUUUGUCCAUCAACUGAA